Molecule: messenger RNA, 402 nt
Organism: Penicillium atrosanguineum
Lineage: Eukaryota; Fungi; Ascomycota; Eurotiomycetes; Eurotiales; Aspergillaceae
Exons: 2
Coding region: 1-402 (133 amino acids)
Source: RefSeq, a predicted model, not a curated record
AUGUUAAAGAACUUUCGCCUUUCAACGUCUGGGUUGACGCUGCGCGACAAGCUUCUCUCCCAGCCAGUCCGAUCAAAUAUGCGCACCCGGAUACUUGCUCCGCCAACAGCCCGUCAAUUCAGUCGAACUUACGGACUUCUCAAGGAGUGGAAAGGAUCAGGAUCUACAGAUUCCAAUGUCAAGCGAGCUAAACAGGGUGAUACCAAUGACCCUCCAUCUGAUGCAGCAGCCUCCGCGUUCAAGGAACGAGAAGCAAGCUCAGGUCUUAACGACGACACCAAACAGCAGGGAACUACCGAGCGAGGCGGGCGCAAACACGCACAGAAGGCUAAGCAAGAGCAUCCUGCUGCCCCGGAACCGAUUAUUGGGAUGAAUGACGAGCGCGCGGGGAAGGGUGAUUGA